CCGACAUCCAUUGCCUUCGCCAUGUCGUCUCUGUUUGCGCUGCUGUCUCAGCAGAACACCAAUUUGCAGACAAGAAACGGUCUCAUUGUGCUCGCACUGCAGAAUGACUUCAUCUCCGGCCAGGGGAAACUGCCAGUCGCCGACACGCGCUUCCUCGACCCUCUGACGCGUCUGGUGUCCGACUUUCGUGAGCACGGCGACAUCAUUUGGGUGCGCUGUGAAUUCGACGUCGAUCGUCCAGUCAACACCGCCGCUGCUUCGAGCGACUCUGUGAUCGCGGGAGACGACACACCUGACCAAGCGAAGUCAUCAAAGCAGAAAAGCAAGGUAGCCCAUGCUAUGCCACCCAGCAUGCAAAUCCUUGGCUCACCAUUGAUUACAGAGUCCUUCGAAAUCCACAAGCACAUCCCCGAAGCCAAAGCCUCCAAAUAAUGUCGACGAAGAACUGUUCCUCACUGCUGCCCCCACCAAAGAACCCUGCUGCGUGCGCGGUUCUCGUGGUGCUGAUUAUGCCGACCGCAUCAAACCCCUGAUACAGCCGCGAGAUAUGCAGCUCACAAAGACGCACUACUCGGCAUUUGGUGGUACCUCUUUGCUCGUGAGUCUCCGAUCGAAGCUCAUAACCGAUCUUUUCGUAUGUGGCUGCAUCACGAACUUGUCCGUCUACGCCACUGCCAUGGAUGCUGCUCGAUACGGAAUCAGGAUCAUCCUGGUUGAAGACUGCCUAGGAUAUCGCAGGAAAGACCGACACGACAGGGCCAUUCGCCAGCUGGAAGAUUACAUGUCUGCAGAAACAAUGUCCAGUAAGAAAGUCAUGGAAGAGUUGCGAGGUCAAUCCGCAGAUGAGGAAGUCGAUCACAGCGACAACGGCCGCAGUGCCUCGUUUGAGGGCGAAGAUGGCACUGCGAAUCCAUCACCCACGCAGUCAGACGUGAAGUCUGGCACCAUCGAAGUGGACAGUAAUCUAGAUGACGAUGAGGAGACCUCAUUACCAAUCCCGCCGCGCAGAUUACCACUCAGCGUGAGCAAUCUUCGAGCGCUCAAUCUUUCCAUCGCGAGAGCGAGCGGACGGUAUAUCGAGAGGGCAAGCAUGAACAACCAGUUACUGUCCAGUCCGACCUCAACGCAGCAUCAAGUCAUCGCAAGCUAGAUUUCCGUGACUCACCGCCAAGACGAAAUGAUAUAAUUCCUGGGGACAAAAUGCGGAGUCACACCACAACUUCCACAACGCAAAUAUAUUCUCGUCCUGGCCGUGCUACUUUGUGUUCUGCAGCUGCAUUGUCGCCCACUUCUGCCACGAUGGACGAAGCAAUAGAAAAUCAAAAACCGUCGAGCAGAGCAUUCGCAGACCGACCACUCUUUGGUCGCGACAAGGAGACGGAAAGUCAAGGUUCUCGAAUGCUUCAUCAUCUUUUACCGCAAGACCAGGCUGAGUCGAUCUUCGAUGAGCUGAAAUCUGAAAUCAAUUGGCAGACCAUGCAUCACCAAAUGGGAGCUGUGCCGCGUCUGGUCUGCUGUCAGGCCGCUGUUGACGAAGACGGCAGUAUGCCAGUUUACAGACACCCGUCUGAUCAGACUUUGCCAACGACCCCUUGGAGCGCGGCCGUGGAUCGAGUGAGACGCGCUGCUGAGCUCGUCGUAGGUCAUCCUUUGAAUCACGCCUUGAUUCAGCUCUAUCGAAGCGGCAAUGAUUACAUCUCCGAGCACUCCGACAAGACUCUCGACAUAACACCGGAGAGCAAUAUCGUCAAUGUGAGCUUUGGAGCUCAGAGGAUCAUGCGAAUAAGGACAAAGCGAGGCGCAACGAACACCGAAGAGAGCCCGGCCAGGACAACGUAUCGCAUCCCCAUGCCUCAUAACAGCAUGCUCACCAUGUCUCUGAAGACAAAUGCCCAAUAUCUGCAUGGGAUCAAUUGGGACAGAAGACCUGGCGUGGAAUGGUCCGAAGCCGAGAAAGCCUACGGAAGUCAGCGCAUCUCAUUGACAUUUCGCAACAUUGGUACAUACUUGAACAAGACAUCUGAAAUAAUAUGGGGCCAAGGCGCAACAGGAAAGACUCGGGCAGAAGCUCGAACAGUAAUCAAUGGCGAUGCCAUCGCUAGUCAAAAAUUGAUUGAUGCUUUUGGAAAGGAGAAUGCAGCAUCCACAAUUGAGUACGAUGAGAUAUAUGGCAAAGGCUUUGAUGUUCUGCAUUUGAAAUGAAAAUCUGAAAAGUAUACAGCAUGGAGGUCGUGGUCGGCUCCAGGAAUGAUACCCAGAAUGCGUUCGUAGUAGCAAAGUUCUAUUCUUCGAAUGACACUGUCGAUAUCG
This is a messenger RNA of Pseudocercospora fijiensis CIRAD86, 2310 nucleotides long. RefSeq lists its product as uncharacterized. Gene Ontology annotation, cellular component: nucleus. Bases 1300 to 2202 code for a protein of 300 amino acids. The transcript is spliced from 2 exons. The record is from RefSeq and is a predicted model, not a curated record. Lineage: Eukaryota; Fungi; Ascomycota; Dothideomycetes; Mycosphaerellales; Mycosphaerellaceae. Gene Ontology annotation, biological process: DNA repair; DNA alkylation repair. Gene Ontology annotation, molecular function: dioxygenase activity.